Molecule: messenger RNA, 735 nt
Organism: Gryllus bimaculatus (two-spotted cricket)
Lineage: Eukaryota; Metazoa; Arthropoda; Insecta; Orthoptera; Gryllidae
Source: the annotation of a GenBank genome assembly
AUGCAAUUGUCCUACGUGCCAAUUUGGCCCACGUCUUGCGUUGCUGGUCUGUUUGUUGCACAACGGAGAGAUCAGGCUUGCUGCAAUCACCGCCCUUCUCCACCCACGCUCGUGCCGCCCUCCGCGUCCUCGUCCUGCCUUGUAUGCACAGCCACCACGCGCCCCCGCUCGCCCCUCCUGCGCUUCUCCCGCUCCACCCUUCCCCGCCUUCGCCGCGCCGCGCCGCCCACUUCUGUCGACAUCGGCAGCUUCUCGCCGGCAAACAUGUUUUCGGUAGCGCUUCGUAAGCAAACACUUCUCGUUAAUUUAUCUCAGUCCCCUAAUAAGCAGCCUUGCACAUCCUGGCAUCCACCCCACCUCGGCCACUCUGCCCAUCCUAACAUCUGCCUGCCCCCACCCGCACCACAAUUACUGCCCUCUCCAGGAACUUGGCCUGUUCUGCCCACUCCGUCCAACCCUGACGCGAGUUCCCAGGACAUGGCGCUGAUGGUGCUGCAGUAUCUGGUGCCGCUGACGGUGCUGGUGAUCACGUAUUCGCUCAUAGCCACCGUGGUGUGGGGCCAGCGCACGCCGGGCGAAGCGCAGAAUGUCCGGGAUCAGCGCGUCGCACGCUCCAAGCGCAAGGAGACUCGUCAAUUUUACAUUGAAGCGAAAGCUUCUCUAAAACGUCAGCAGCUGGUGAAGGGUAGCACAGUUCAACCCUCAGAUAUAAUUCCAAAUCUGUGGGUGAAAUAA